Messenger RNA from Branchiostoma belcheri (Belcher's lancelet), 2405 nucleotides. Its product is annotated as transcription factor 25-like. The transcript has 19 exons. NCBI's taxonomy places the organism in Eukaryota, Metazoa, Chordata, Leptocardii, Amphioxiformes, Branchiostomatidae. Gene Ontology annotation, cellular component: RQC complex. The record is from RefSeq and is a predicted model, not a curated record. Gene Ontology annotation, molecular function: protein binding. The coding region runs from base 41 to 2029 and encodes 662 amino acids.
UACGUACGCGGAUUAAAUAGAGUUCAGGUCCGGUUGUGCCAUGUCUUCCCGUGCUUUGAGAAAACUUCGUGGGGAGCAGGGUCUUCCGGACAUUGUUGCCGACCUUGGAGUCGAUAUCAGUAGCGAGGAGGAAGACGUUCCCCAGCCGGUUCCAACCGGCAGGAAGAAGAAGAAGAAACCGGUGCAAAACCCCUUCGAUCUGCUGGUUGACCAUGACAGUGUAGAGGAAGAUGUUGAAGAGAGCCAGGAAAAUGCAGAGGACAGUCACGUCACUGAGUCACGCCCACCGCCAGAGGGCAAGGCUGGAGGGAAGAAGAGAAAGAAGAAGAAAAAGAAGAAGGGUGGUGACAAGGAAGACAAGGGAUCUCAAGAGAACCCGGAGGAUGACAUUGAUGCCAGUAUCCGCGCUGUGAAUGAGAUGUUAGGAGAGCUGCCCUUACAACCAGCUGCCAGUAGUGAACACUCUACACUCCCGAUCGGAUCCAAAUCACUUCUAUCUGUAGAACACAGACACUUGAAUCCAGAAAAUGAAAUGAAGAGAAUAUUUGGUGCUUCAACUGUGAGAGGAGAACAGAGAUCUAGAACCAGAAACAAACAACACAAAAGAAGUUGGUUGUCACAGCCCAAAGCAACCUGGCCCCCUCUGUCAAAAUCAGGGAUAUCUAUGAAGUUGAUAGAAACAAAAAGGGGAUGCCAACAUUUUACCUUUGAACACAACCGAGACUAUCAGAAGGUCCAGUUUGACUUCUUAGAUGCAGUUGAGUCGCUCAACCCAAACAACAUUACGGCGGUGCUGCACCUCCAUCCCUACCAUGUUGAUGCCUUGACCCAGCUGAGUGAUGUGUGUAAAAUGAGUGAGGAUCUACAGAUGGCUUCAGAACUGAUUGAAAGGGCUUUGUACAGUUUUGAGUGUAGUUUCCACACUCUCUUCAACAUGACCCUGGGGACUUGUAGACUGGACUUCAGAAGAGCAGAGAACAGGUCGUUCUACUUGGCCCUGUUUAAACAUCUGACAUUCAUUGGUCAGCGUGGCUGUUACAGGACAGCACUGGAGUUCUGCAAGCUCCUGCUAAGCCUUGACCCAGAUGAGGACCCCCUGUGUGUUCUGCUGAUGAUUGACUUCUACGCCCUCCAGGCCAGGGAGUACAAGUUCCUACUCAGGAUGUACCAGGAGUGGGAGAUCCAUAGGAACCUCUCACAGCUUCCCAACUGGGCGUUGUCUGUUGCCAUGGCAACAUUCCAGCUGAGCCGUGAGGAGAAAGCAGAGGAGGAGGAGGCAGACGAUCUGUUACAAAAGGCUCUCAUCAUGUUCCCAUCAAUAUUGUUUCCCCUCCUUGACAAGUGUUCCAUCCAUCCAGACAAGGACGUAGAAAACCAUCAGUUCUUUGGCCCUCAGGCACAAGUCAGCCAACCGGAGGCCCUUGGCCAGCUUGUUGCCCUGUUUGUGGGGAGGUCCAGUCCCCUGUGGAAGGAGCCUGAGGUCAUGCAGUGGCUGGAGAGGAACGUGAAGGUUGUGCUGGAGAGAGUGGACCAGGCAGACCCACUGGUGGAGGAGUGCAGGAAAAAGAGACAGCUGAGGUACCAGGGCACCCCACGGAACAUCUACAGACACAUCAUCGUGUCUGAGAUCAAAGAUGCCACAGCUGCACUGCCAAGGGACUUGGCUAAUGCUCCAGUGUUGUCCUAUGAUCCCCUUCCUCCUGCCAAUGCCAUCAUUAGCUACACUAGACCACAGAGAAGGCGAGUGGUGGCAGGUACAGAGGGUGAACACAGUACCUUGUCCCUGUUCCUCAGAUCCAUGAUGCCAAACUACAACUCUCAGCAGGACCAGACUGUGAGAAACGCCGCCCCAGGCCAGCCUGAGGAGGCGGAGGGAGCGGUGGGAGGACAGGACACAGACUUGCAUCGUGGGAUACACGCCUUGAUGGACGCCAUGCGGGACCUCCUGACGAACAUCCAACCCGCAAAUGUCCCACGAGAAGAUGGCCGGGACAGCGAUGGUCAUGAAUGGGAAGACGAAUUCGACUGAACUUAUUAUGUACAGUGUACAUGACAAAUACAGCUAUUUUUUACCAACAUUGGGAUCAUUGAAUCUUAGCAAUGGCCCUUGUUCUGUUAAGUUUAUCUAUCGAUAAAUGAAGAAUAUUAGUUUAUUUUUAUCUUCAAACUUGCAAAUUAGUAGAUCCAAAUUAGUUUUUUUUCCUGCGUGCUGUGGAAUAGUGAACUAAAAAUUAUUGCUAUAUGAUUUGGCAUUACAUGAAAAUGAUUGAAUGCAUACUAACAAGAAGCCAUUAUACAGAAUGGCACACCCAAAAGUUGUUGCUUGAUCUUACAUUUUAAUUUGGGAAAGACUCAGUCUGUAGCCUAGUACAUGUACUUAGUGUAUGUAUAUUAAAUAAAGAGAU